AUGUCCAGCCAACCACUUCUCCAGACAGCUCCGGGCAAACGAAUCGCCCUCCCCACCCGCGUCGAACCCAAAGUCUUCUUCGCCAACGAGCGAACCUUCCUCUCAUGGCUGAACUUCACCGUCAUCCUCGGCGGCCUCGCAAUGGGCCUGCUCAACUUCGGUGACCAGAUCGGACAGAUCUCUGCUAUUCUGUUCACCCUGGUUGCCGUCGCUGCUAUGCUGUAUGCGCUCAUUACAUUCCACUGGAGAGCGAAGAGCAUAAGGAUGAGGGGUCAGGGUGGUUUCGAUGAUCGGUUUGGACCGACUGUUUUGGCUUUUGCGUUGUUGGCGGCUGUGGUGGUCAAUUUCGUUUUGAGGUUCACGGGAACAGCUUAG
Zasmidium cellare ATCC 36951 is the source of this 375-nucleotide messenger RNA. RefSeq lists its product as uncharacterized. The coding region runs from base 1 to 375 and encodes 124 amino acids. Gene Ontology annotation, cellular component: vacuolar transporter chaperone complex; fungal-type vacuole membrane. The record is from RefSeq and is a predicted model, not a curated record. Lineage: Eukaryota; Fungi; Ascomycota; Dothideomycetes; Mycosphaerellales; Mycosphaerellaceae. The transcript is spliced from 2 exons.